Molecule: messenger RNA, 543 nt
Organism: Tachyglossus aculeatus (Australian echidna)
Lineage: Eukaryota; Metazoa; Chordata; Mammalia; Monotremata; Tachyglossidae
Gene: ASCL3
Product: achaete-scute family bHLH transcription factor 3
Exons: 1
Coding region: 1-543 (180 amino acids)
Biological process (GO): regulation of transcription by RNA polymerase II; developmental process
Molecular function (GO): DNA-binding transcription factor activity, RNA polymerase II-specific; RNA polymerase II transcription regulatory region sequence-specific DNA binding; protein dimerization activity
Source: RefSeq, a predicted model, not a curated record
AUGGAUAGUAAAUGUUUCUCUAACCUCCCUGAAGAGCUGCCUCUCUACAGUGACUCCCCCGACUUGCAGGCGACUCCACCUUUCUACCUGGACCCCAUCGUCGCCUUCCACCUGUACCCAGAGGCUCCCGUCCCGGCCCCUUUUUCGGACGAUCUUCCACUCCUCUCUCCGACGGACAACGCGCUCCUCCCUGAAAGCUACAGAGAACCCUGCCCCUUUCCUUUCCAAACUCCUUUCUCUAAUUUCGAGGUGGGCGAGUCCUCCUACGGGCCGGCUUUCAUCAGGAAGAGGAACGAGAGGGAAAGGCAGAGAGUGAAGUGCGUCAACGAAGGGUACGCCCGGCUGAGACGCCACCUGCCCGAGGAGUACCUGGAGAAAAGGCUCAGCAAAGUCGAAACCCUCAGAGCUGCCAUCAAGUACAUCGACCGCUUGCGAUCCAUCCUGUCCGGGGAUGGAGCCGUGGCGAAGGAUCUCGGAGGGAAAGGCCAGGCGACGGUGGCAACUUUUAGUCACCAAACCGACCCCAUCUUUCGAAUCGUCUGA